AUGAAACCGAAGGGAAAGAAAGGGAAGGGAAGCCGGGAGGAAGGAGAUGAAUCAGAGAGAACGCCGGUAGCGGAACCCGUUCCCCAAGGAAUGGGAAAAGAUGAGAUAGAUCUGAAUGAAACGGCUAAAAAGCAGGGCCUUAUGACUGAUGAGGAGUUUGAGGCGCUUUUAGAUGAGGUGACCAGGAUUGAAGAUGGCACUGCCGAGAUGGCUGAGGGUCUGGACCUCGCAUCAAAGGCAGUAGGAGGAGGAGACAAGGUGGAAGAGAAACAGACUGAAGACGAAGAGCCGAAGUCAGGGACUCCCCAGCCAGAAGCAGGGGAGAGUGAUACACACAUCGAGGAGAAGGAGACCGAGGUACAACCAGUGGAACCAGAGAAGGUGGUACCACCAGUAUUGAAACCGAAAGCAGUUAGAAAAUUGGUGUUGAAGGAUGAUCCGAAGGCAGAACGGAAGAAGCCAAAGAAAGUAUCGCAAAGAUGCUUCGGGAAAUGGACAUCCAGCAAGGCAGGAGCAAACACAGCAGCAAGUGCAGUGGAGAUCUCAGGUGAAGAAGAAAGGACUACUCCUACAAAACCUGGGGAGGAAUCCUUGUCAGCUACCAACUUGAAAGAUGCCUCGACAGCAACCGAAGUGGUCUCACCCACGCCGAGUGGCCAGAGAGAGGAAACUGACAAGAUGGCUGAGGGUCUAGACCUCGCAUCGGAGUCAAUAGGUCACGCAGAGCCAGUAGAUGACAGUACCCAUAUCCGCGUGGAGACCCAGCCUGCUGCCCAGAAGGAGCCUUCGACACCAAUAGAGGAGAGACUGGAGGAAGACGAAGACGGAGAUGAAGAUAGGUACCUCCAGGAGAGGAAAAGGAAGGGGAAAGCCCCUGUUACAAAGAAGCCAAGCAGCAAGAAGCAACGCACGGUCAACACCGGCAUCGUCAUCACAGAGUCAGAUCAGAGAGCCCCACUGCGCCAAAGGGAGCCGAGUGACAGUGAGUAUACCGCCAGUGAAGAAUCGGGGUCAGAAAGCGACGUCUCCCUAGAGGACGAGGAGUAUGGAGAAAAGCAGCUCCCACACAACCAUCGUGAGUUGAUGCAUCCUCCGGUGGAAAGAUUGAAGUACCGGCAUUGGAGAGUGGAGCUCACAUACGAGCUAAUAGUAGACAUGAAGCAUUUCAGCACCAAAAAGCUGCAGGAUGCAUUUGAUGACAAAGAUGAUGGCAGCAAGCAGAUUAAAAGCGGGAAGGUACUCUAUUUUCCCUCUCUUGAUGAAUUGAAUGCCCGAGAGCCUUUCUUGUCGCAUUUGAGUGCGUUGUGUUUUGACUGGUUGUUGGAGAAUAGAGACCCGAGUAUACCUAUUAGGUUGGCAAAGAAAUUUUUCACCACCUUUAGAUUCAGGGUCACUGCUGACCUGGAUGAAGAGUCCAUAACCUUUAGGGUAUUCGGGAGAGAAGUGAGGACGAGCUUGAUCGAGUGGACGGUCAGAUUGGGAAUGUGUAGCUUAGAAGAGGCCAUAGGGCCAGAAUGGAGAAGUAGGGAGAGGGGGAUUCCCCGGAGGCACAUCGAAUUUGAACCCCAGGAAGCGUGGGUGGAACUAACUCACCCAGCUGUUGGGUAG
Salvia splendens (bonfire salvia) is the source of this 1608-nucleotide messenger RNA. RefSeq names its product ABC transporter F family member 4-like. Lineage: Eukaryota; Viridiplantae; Streptophyta; Magnoliopsida; Lamiales; Lamiaceae. The transcript is spliced from 2 exons. The record is from RefSeq and is a predicted model, not a curated record. Bases 1 to 1608 code for a protein of 535 amino acids.